CGCUUCGUCUACAACGCAUGCGCAGGGGGCGGCGAUGCCGCGAGUCGGCUGGGCGCAUGCGCGAUGAGGCUCCAACCGCUGGUGGUCCAGGCUCCGGGACGAGGCCUUAAGUAACGUCCGAGGAGCCUGGAGGGAAGAGAAGAGGAGCCGGGCAAUGGAGCCGGCUUGGCGGCAGGGUGGACGGGGCAGGGGCCGCGGGAGGGGUAAAGGCGGAGGCGGCCCCCCUCAAGCGGUUGGAAUCGUUCGAGAGCCUGAGGCUGGUGCAGCAGGAGAUAAUAGACAUGGAAGAGGCUCCGGCUCCGGCUCCGGCUCCGGCUCCGGCUGGAGGAGCAGCAGCAGCGGCGACUGGUCGAGGAGUCAGUCCGAACCUAGCAAUGAGCUGUCAUCAUUGAAAAAAUUUGAAGAAAUUCGUAAGGCCAAUCAGGCUGCAGCCCAAAGGUUUGCAAAUGAGGACACUUCUUCUUCUGAAGAAGGAGAAGAGGAUUUUGAGGGUCAGCAAGGGAAAAUUGUUGCAACAACAUUUACAGCAUAUUCUAGUCAUAUAGGUGAAGAUUCUUCUAGAGAAUUGGAACGUACAAAACAAUAUCUGAAUGAUGCAUUUCAGUCAGGAGCUCAAACAUGUCUCAUCUGCAUAGCCUCAGUGAAGAGGAAUCAGGCUAUCUGGAGUUGUUUCCGUUGUUACUGUAUCUUUCACAUCUCAUGUAUCCAAAAAUGGGCAAAAGACAGCAUUUUUCUUGUAUCUUCUUUGUUGGAUGAUGACUUUGGAAGAAAAGAUCAUCCCUGGCCAUGUCCUAAAUGCAGGCACCCUUAUGAACAGUCUCAAACUCCAACAAGAUACUACUGUUACUGUGGAAAGGUUGAAGAUCCCCCACCAGACCCUUGGUUGGUACCUCAUUCCUGUGGCCAAGUCUGUGACAAAGGAUUCAAGCCUUUAUGUGGACAUAAGUGUCUUCUUUUAUGCCAUCCUGGUCCUUGCCCACCUUGUCCAAAGAUGGUCGCUAUAACCUGUUACUGUAAAAAAGCUAAACCAGUCUCCCGACGCUGCAGUGCUAAGGGGUGGUCCUGUCAACAGCCAUGCAACCAGCUCUUAACUUGUGGGCAGCAUAAAUGUGAAAAUCCAUGUCAUACAGGUACUUGCCCGGAAUGUCCUCGUGUUAGCAGACAACAGUGUUUGUGUGGGAAGGAAACAGCUGAGCGGCUAUGUGCUAGACCACAAUGGCAGUGUGAAAAGGUGUGUGGAAGAACUCUAUCUUGUGGCAAUCAUACAUGUGAGCAGGUCUGCCACCAUGGGACUUGUGGAAAUUGUCCUCGAUCAGGUUACAGGGCUUGUCCCUGCGGGAAAUCAAAGUCUGCACUGCCCUGCACAGAGGAUAUACCAACUUGUGGUGAUACCUGUGACAAACCAUUGGCAUGUGGUCUUCAUAGAUGUUCAAUGCGUUGCCAUCGAGGGCCUUGUGAAACUUGUAGACAGGAAGUGGAGAAACAAUGUCGCUGUGGGAAACAUUCAAAGGUUUUGCCAUGUCAUAAGGAGUACUUGUGCGAAACAAAAUGCAUCAAAUUGCGUGAUUGCCAAAGGCAUCAGUGCAAGAGGAAGUGCUGUUCUGGGAAUUGUCCUCCAUGUGAUCAAAAUUGUUGUCGAACUCUUGGUUGUAGAAACCACAAAUGCCCAUCAGCAUGUCAUAGAGGUGCGUGCUACCCAUGUCCAGAGACAAUAGAAAUGAAAUGUAAUUGUGGUGCAACUGUUCUAGUUGUACCUUGCGGCAGAGAACGUACUACCAAACCUCCAAGAUGCAAAGAGCUCUGCAGGCAACCACCGACAUGUCAUCAUGUGAACAGAGAAAAACACAAAUGUCACUUUGGUUCUUGCCCUCCAUGCAAGCAGCCUUGUCAGAAAAAGCUAGCUAAGUGCGCACAUCUUUGUCCUGCAACAUGUCAUGAUGAAGUACUUGUCAAGCAAGCAAAUUCACGCCAACCUGCAGGACCCUGGGAGAAACGUUCUGAACCAACUUUUAUUCGAACUGCAGUACCCUGUCCACCUUGUCUGACUCCUAUUCCAAUGGCUUGUCUAGGAAAACAUGAGGUUAGUCUUUUGCCUUGUCAUGCAAUUGGACCCUACUCUUGUAGCAGACCUUGUGGACGACUCUUGGCCUGCCUGAAUCAUAAAUGUGCAAAAGAAUGCCAUGUAGUCGCUGUAAUCGAUGAAGAUGAUAAAGAAAAGGCUGGUAAAGAAUGUCAGAUAUGUGAAGAAGGAUGUAGCAAACCCCGUCCAUCUGGUUGCAUUCACCCAUGUACUCUGCCGUGCCAUGAUGGUGCAUGUCCUCCCUGUUCACAGAUGAUCCGAAUGAAAUGCCAUUGCAAAAUCACAAACCUCUAUGUAGAGUGCACGAAAAUGACUACAGCUGAUGCAGAAACAAAAAUUGUUCUUAAUUCCUGCAAAGAUCAGUGUCCUAAGCAGUUGUCAUGUGGGCAUCGAUGCAAAGCAAUUUGCCAUCCUGGUGACUGUCCACAAAGCUGCAACCAGAAAGUGAAGAUGAAGUGUCCCUGUAAGCGGAUUAAAAAGGAAAUACUGUGUUCAGUGGUGACGGAGGAGAAAGUCUUGGUGGAAUGUGAUGAAGUAUGUCAGGAAAUGAAACAAAAAGCAUCUGAGAUGAAAGAAGCUGAAGAGAAAGCAGCACUUGAAAAAGAAAGACUAAAACAACAGGUGGAGUUAGAAGCAUUUGAAAAAAGACUAAAGGGUCGCCGUAAGAAAAACAAGAGACGGGACACUACAGAGACUAAAGAAACAGCUUGGCAGAAAUACAGGAAGUACCUAAUGAUCCCUGGUUGUGGAAUUGUUUUGGCAAUGAUUGCUUUUUAUCUACUACAGCUAAAUUGAAGAAAUUGAAAGCCGUGGUAAGAUUUAGAAAAAAUAUACAUAAUAUAACAGAGUACUUCUAAAAAUUAAAAUGAUUAUAUUAGAAUGGAUCCCACAAUUGAAGAACUUUUUGUGCUGAGCUUACUGCCAACAUACAACGGUUUACAAAUGUAGUUGAUCAAAAUGCUUUUUGAUUUAUGCACAUGACCAACCACAAUUAACUUUCAUGUAUAUAUGUUGUAUGAAAACUCAGCAAUACUUUGUGUGUAUGUAGACACGUGAACUAACUUAGAUGUUUAACAAAAACAAAAUCACUAUAGAGUGUUCUACUUGCAUAUAAAUAUGAAUUUUACCUUGCAACUGACAGUAUAUGUAGCUUGCAUUACCAUGGUUAAGAUUGUUUUAUUUGCUUCUGUGAUAAUUUGGGUUAAGUAGGAGCAGUUAAUGUGUGAAUUUCUUUGGUUUUUAGCUUACAUGAAGCUUUUACUUUUUUACUGUCAGUCCAUUAAUUGAAUAUUCAAUGAAAGUUGCAAGCCAACAAGCAGAGUUAUGUCUAGUUUGUGAAUCAAUAGAGGUAGUAUAGUUGACCCCAGUUAACUGGAAUGUUGUAAAUUGCUGAUUGCCUUGCCAUUUAAACAAAACUCUGUACUGUUUCAGAUCAAAUAAAUAAUUCUUGUCA
This is a messenger RNA of Chiloscyllium plagiosum (whitespotted bambooshark), 3533 nucleotides long. It is a transcript of the gene nfxl1, whose product is annotated as nuclear transcription factor, X-box binding-like 1. Gene Ontology annotation, molecular function: DNA-binding transcription factor activity, RNA polymerase II-specific; RNA polymerase II transcription regulatory region sequence-specific DNA binding; zinc ion binding. Gene Ontology annotation, biological process: regulation of DNA-templated transcription. Gene Ontology annotation, cellular component: nucleus. The record is from RefSeq and is a predicted model, not a curated record. NCBI's taxonomy places the organism in Eukaryota, Metazoa, Chordata, Chondrichthyes, Orectolobiformes, Hemiscylliidae.